This is a messenger RNA of Lethenteron reissneri (Far Eastern brook lamprey), 4708 nucleotides long. RefSeq names its product bifunctional apoptosis regulator (gene BFAR). Gene Ontology annotation, biological process: proteasome-mediated ubiquitin-dependent protein catabolic process. Gene Ontology annotation, cellular component: nucleus. Gene Ontology annotation, molecular function: protein binding; ubiquitin protein ligase activity. NCBI's taxonomy places the organism in Eukaryota, Metazoa, Chordata, Hyperoartia, Petromyzontiformes, Petromyzontidae. The record is from RefSeq and is a predicted model, not a curated record.
AGGUGAGAGAGUACGGGAGGCCCACCGAUCCCGGCUGGGCUUUAACAAUUUAGCGGCGAGGGGCCACCAGGAGGACGAGUUCGGUUGUUUUUGGGGGGCAUCACCACCACGACCACCAGCCCCCCCAAAACGCGGGUUGCCGCCAGGCCUCGGCGACGAGAGAAAGGGACAGAAGCACCCUCGAGCUGGACAUCAACGCAGGCGAGAUUCUACGAAGUUUGGCGGAUCGUAGGAACCAAGCACACUUAACUCGGAUCGAGUCGAGUUCCAAAUUUAAUGUAUACUAAGUAAAUUUGUAUUUCAUACUACAAUCACUUACAUUACAUGAACGAUCGGCAUUGAUAACGACUGCCUCAUUUACAAGCCUGUAAAUGAGGCAUCGCGCAAUGCAAUUAUCGCAGACAACGCAAGCCCUGCGGGACUCCAUUGUCAUUUUUUGAAGACGAGCAACUCAAUGGACGACGAGGUGGGCGCCUUUGUGCCCAGCCUGCCGUGGCAUGGGACCGCCACGCUUGGUGAUGGCAGUCGGACACCGGGGGAGAGCGAUGGGCGGCUGUCUCUCGGAGAGAUGGCUUGCCACUGCUGCUAUGAGCUGCUUCUCGACCCAACCACGCUGACAUGCGGACACAGCUUCUGCCGCCACUGCUUGGCGCUCUGGUGGAACUCCUCGCGCCGUGCGGAAUGCCCUGAGUGCAGGCAGAUGUGGCAAGGAUUUCCCCGGACAAACAUCGUGCUGCGAGGCGCGAUAGAGAAGUUGUUUCCCGAGCAGCUCUGGCACAGACAGCAGGAGGUGCUGAGCAACGGCAAGACGGCACAGACCCUGGCGGCGUUUGAACAGCAGGGCCUGGAGCAGAUCAGCGCCGCCAACGGGCGUCCGGCGGUUCUUCGCCAGGGCACCGCACGCAGUUUCUUCUCAGGCGUUCUCACGGCGCUCACCUGCGUCGCGGUGAUGCUGCUGGUGUACCACUGGAGCAGCGGAGACACGGGCGAGGAGAUGCUUGUUCACAAGUCUCUGAGCAAGUGGACGAGCAGUGACGUGGGGCUAUGGCUGGAGCAGUUGGGAAGCUGGACUGUACCAUACCGGGAAACUUUCCAACAAGAGGGCGUGAAUGGCAGGCUUCUAUUGAGCCUCACGGAAGAGGAGCUCAACCUGCCACCGUACGGUAUAGAGAAGCCGGCUCAUCGCAAAGCUCUCAUCACAGCCCUGGAUAGCAUGAUAUCUCUGGGAGUCAAGCCCCCACACAAUCUGUGGGAGUACAAGGCAAUGCAUGCAGGAAAGUCUCUCUUCCUCCUCUUUUUGUUGAAAAGUUCACCUCGCCUUGCCAUCUUCUACCUUUACCUGUUUGACUACACCGACCUCUUCUUGCCGCUCAUCCACACGUGCUGCCCCGGCCGCGUGCAUGAGGAGGAGGCUGAGCUCUUUCGCGGUGGCUGGCCUGACAGUCCGAGCUGGGAGCAGUGGGCCGAGUUCCUACCCAAGGCGAUGGUGAUGCCCUACGUGCUGGUGGGGCGGUUCGCCUGGGAGUGGCUGGAGGUGCACUACUGGACGGCUCGCUUCGUUGUUAUCAAUGCAGCUCUGCUCACGCUGCUGGAAAUCUUCGCGAUCAAACGCUUCUGUCUGCAAGGGGAGAUCCGACGGUUGCCCCGGACCCUUUGGAACGACUUCUGUCGUCUCUUCUCACAGGGCGCCAUGGUCACCAUUUUCUGGCCGGUGCUGCCACAGUUUGUGUGUGACUGUCUCUUCUACUGGGCGUUGUACUUCAACCCAAUCAUAAACCUGGAUCAGGUCACCAAGGAAGUCCGCCGUAUCUUCACGCAGGAAGCGUGAAUGCUGGUCGGUAGAUGAGAGUGAUAAAACUUAGGGAGUCUUUGCCAAGGAUGCAGUCUGGGGGAUUGUUUAAUUGUAGGUAAAUGAGCAAGAACAACAUUAUUUUGGAAGUGCGUGGUUGGCUCUAGCUGUAUAGCACCAUGGUAAAAUGGGAAAGGAUGGGGCUGCCUCCCCAAACAUUUGUGGAUUUGCACUGCUUCAGACCGUGCUUGAGAUGGGGAAAUCCCCACAAUGGUGGGUGCAAAGCAUGCAGCCGUUGUAUGAUGAGAUCUUUUACAAAAAAAUAUUCAAAUACAGAUGAUUUACAAAAAAAUGUGAAACGCAUUGAUUGUGUUUUAUUUUGUGCAAAAAUGUAAAAAAUAAUAUUUUGUUUUUCUUUGAGCUGACAUUUUCCAAAGAUGUAAUGACAAUAAGGUAUAUCAAGAUUAUGAUCAACAUAAACUUAGGAAGAUGUGAUCUUUUUAUACGUGGUUUCCCUUAGCAAACAUUUACUUCGUCAGCAAAUGAGAAUUUUUACUUUGCUUUCAUGUACUAUACAAUUUUAACAUCGAUUACAAUUUACAACGGCGGUCACAAUGGUGUUUACGGUACUUUGCAUAAAGUGAUGGUAUCCACCUCUGAUGCUCAUCAUCAUCUUCAUCAGCCACGAUCAAUCCACUGCAAGAUUGAUCCUCAGUGCUCUUCUCGAUGUUUCUUAAGUACCUGGGCUGUAGACAGUGUGCACGGGUGAACAUCUUGUGUACAUUUUAGUGUCUCUGUUUUUUUUUAAAGCCGAGAACCAUCUAAGGUUCCAGAGGGCAGCCUUCUCAAAUGAGCGUACAGCACCCAUAACGUGUGAGUUGUGAUUGUCCAUAUUCAGCCAAAAUUGGCUGAAUUAUAUGGCAUAGUGAAAAUAAUUGUUUAUAUUCUGAUGUUGAAAUUUAUGACAAUCGAUUUUUUUUUCAGAAUCUUAAGACUUGAAACGUAAACGAUAAUUUCUUAAACUGUGAAAACAAAUGUUCCUUCAUGUUUGUUGUUGGAACACAAUGUUAAAGAUUAUGUGUUCAAUGUUCAUGCUUAUAUCAUUGUUAAGAUAAAUUACAAAUGUUUGUACUUUUCAAUCCUUUCAAAUCUAUAUUUGCCUUAAUUAUAUUACAGUUACAUAGAAAUCUUUUUCCAAUUCCAAAGCAGUGGAGCAAAUGGAAUGAGGCAAAACAGGGUCUACUUUCUAUAACAGUAUUCAGUGCUGCAUAAAUUAAAAGGAAAGAUAAAAUAUUGAUCUUUUCACGUAAAAAAUAUAUAGAUAAUUUGCUUGAAUUGUGGUAGUUUCAUGUUGUACAAGUUAUCUGCACAUCGAAUAGGGUUUCUUAAAUAGGAAAACUAAAUUCUAUGUGUGUCAUAGAAAGUUUAUAAAAAAAAAUGUUGACGAUCGUUUUUACUUUUUUAAGUAUACGAACACAGCUGCUAGCUCAAAGAAUUCAGUAUGAACAUAUGUUUAUGGAAUACGGAGCAUAUCUGCCAAAAUAAUUAUAUGUCUUUAUAUCAUGUCAAAUAGGCAAGGUGCACGAUUCCAAAGUGAUGUACACAUGAUUGAAAAGGUUUCCCUCUGGACUUUUGUGGAAUGCACGGCACUGCAUGAUGGCCUUCCCACUCUUGUCAGUCAUAAUGGUUAUUUGAAUGGAGGUGUCCCAAGACAAUUCGACAUCACUUGCCAUUAAUGUUAGCCAUAAACUGAAUCGAACUCAGGUUUCUGGGUUCGUAGCGCAAUGCGCUGAACACUGUAUCGCCGCUACACCCUGCAAAAAAAUCGCCAACUAAUAAGUAUAACCCGUAAAAACAAAGUUUUUCACUCUAAAUCCUUUAUAUGCGUGGCGGCCAGCGUCCUCUCGUCCUCUGGCUUGAGAUGGCUGCCACCUAUGGGUCAGAUGAUUGUCUGCCAGUAUUAAGCAAUUGGUAAUUAAAUAUUUAAUUUGUUUUCCCUAAACAGUGUAUAAUUUUGGAAUUUUUUUUUCACGAACAUUAAUUGUCUCGCACAACGAGUCUGUGUGCAAAAUGUCAGCUCGAUUGGGUCACGGGAAGUGGGUUAAAAAACGACCGAAAGGUUUGCACGGUCGUAAGCAAGCACGCAAGCGAACUUAAUAUAAAGGAUUUAAAAAUAGCAGAAAGUGUCCCUCCCUUGCCCCCCCCAUGAUCCCUGGCUAGAAGUAACGGUUGGGCUGAGCCCAGGUUACCUUGCUUGCUUUCACAUGAUUGCUAACUGCAGUGGCCAUGGAAGACGACCGCUUGCUUGUGGCAGCAAAUCGAUCACAUCGUACGGAUCGUUAAUGCUGCUGGUGUGGUGACGCAUUUGUUGCGUGAAGGCACCGGUGGUAACGGCGUGUUGCUAUUCACUGGCUCCGCACAUGCAAGCCAAAUGCUUAGAAUGUGCCGUACGUAUGUUAAUGUUAUUUUGAAAUUUUACUGAAAAAAUCUUAAGUUAUCUAUUCCCGCAGCUUAUCGAACAAUGUAUGUUAAUCCAUGUAAAUGAUGUAAGCUAAUUUCAACUUGUAAACUAUUUCACACUUGACACAGUUGGAUCUGUGUCGGAAACAAAGUGUGGGUUGUUUGUAAUUAAGCUGCUGCUGAGUGGGGGGUGGGUUUCCGGGAAACUCUAUCGACUCGAGCUGGCAUGUGUGAGGGCACGCAAUGUGCAGGUUGGCACAAACAGCCCCUGCACACACUAUAGUCAUGUCACUGAACGAUUAUAUUAUAGUGCAGCUGCACCGAGUUAUAAUUUGAACACCAUCUCGCCGGUGUGGGUUCUCACGUCACGUGGCCUGUGCACUGAAUUAUGGGCAUUUGCUCGUGGGAGGAAUGUUCUCAAUGCAUAAUUUUGAAUAAAAUGUGGUAAUUUAAAAAUAA